AGACCUAAACUAGAUUUAAGCGUUACUGUUCUCACAUCUACAUUUUGGCCUAUGAAUUUAUCCGCAAGUCCACGGUGUAAUUUCCCUGCGGAAAUAACCAAGGCAUGCGAAACGUUUCAAAGAUUUUAUCUUGGGCGACAUAGUGGUCGAAGAUUGACAUGGCAAUCCAAUAUGGGAAGUGCGGAUAUCCGUGCUACAUUUAAUACUAAAAAACAUGAUAUUAAUGUAUCAACAUAUCAAAUGGUCAUACUUCUAAUGUUCAAUGAUUUACCCCUUGGACAAAGCUUAUCGUAUGAGACAAUAAAAGGCGAAAGCGAUAUUCCAGAGGCUGAUCUCAAACGUAACCUUCAAUCAUUAGC
Messenger RNA from Scutellospora calospora, 359 nucleotides. Lineage: Eukaryota; Fungi; Glomeromycota; Glomeromycetes; Diversisporales; Gigasporaceae. The record is from the annotation of a GenBank genome assembly.